AUGGAGAGACUUCUGUCCAAACUCACAGAAAAACGUGUCCUUUUUACGGCUUCGUUUGCCAUACGACUGGCUUUGGUUGCCUAUGGGGACUACCAGGACAGGACCAUGGCCGUAAAGUACACCGACAUUGACUACCAUGUGUUCACAGACGCUGCACGGUUCAUAACAGAGGGGGAGUCUCCUUACAACAGGUCAACCUACCGUUACACUCCUCUUCUGGCCUGGCUUCUCACCCCAAACAUCUAUCUCAGCAUGGUGUUUGGUAAGAUCCUGUUCAUCGUCUGCGAUGUGCUGUCAGGGCUGCUCAUCUACAGAAUCCUCUGCCUGCGAGGUCUGAGCUGCCAGAUGGCGCGCCGUGUUUGUGCUUUGUGGCUUCUCAACCCUCUGCCCAUUGGGGUGUCAAGCAGAGGGAAUGCUGAAUCCAUAAUGGCUGCUUUGGUGCUGGGAACUUUACUCUGUAUGGAAGCCGGGCACCUGAUGUGGGCAGCUGCUCUCUACGGUUUGUCUGUUCAUAUGAAAAUCUACCCUAUUACGUAUGCGCUGCCAGUUUCUCUCAUCCUGCGCACACCGGAGAUGGGAACAGAGGGAACCAAAAACAGUGGGACAUUGAGGAAGUCCGCCGUCUUUAUUGGACGUUUCGUCAACGGGGGGCUGAUCCGCUUUGGAGCGGUGUCCGGUGGAGUUUUUAUGAUCCUGACCGUUAUUUUCUAUUACAUGUAUGGCUGGCAGUUUCUUCAUGAGACGUACCUGUACCAUCUGACCAGAAGGGACAUCAGACACAACUUUUCCCCUUACUUCUAUAUGCUCUACCUCACGGCGGACAGUUGGUGGAACCGGGGCCUCGGCCUGGCAGCGUUCCUGCCACAGCUCGUCCUGCUUCUGGUAGCGUCGUGGGCCUUCCACCGCGACCUGGCCUUCGUCUGUUUCCUGCACACAGCCAUAUUUGUGUCCUUCAAUAAAGUGUGCACCUCACAGUACUUCCUGUGGUACCUGUGCUUACUCCCUCUGGUCAUCCCACACCUGAGUCUUUCAGUGAAGCAGGGCUUGGGUCUGCUGCUCCUCUGGUUUGCUGGACAGGGUUUGUGGUUGGCUCCAGCCUACUUCCUGGAGUUUGAAGGCUCCAACACCUUCCUAUUGAUCUGGCUCGCCGGAUUGCUCUUCUUGGUCAUCAACUGUUUCGUCUUGAUUCAGAUCAUAGUUCAUUACAAACCAAAUCCACCUCCAGCGAGACUGAAGGCCGAAUGA
This is a messenger RNA of Menidia menidia (Atlantic silverside), 1245 nucleotides long. The record is from the annotation of a GenBank genome assembly. Lineage: Eukaryota; Metazoa; Chordata; Actinopteri; Atheriniformes; Atherinopsidae.